AAACACUGUAAAACAGGAGCGGGACGAUAGCUUAUUUCAGGAUGAUAAUGCUUCUGUGCACACAGUUAAACAAAUUCAAGAGAUGUUUCAUGACCACCAGAGUGAAAUCAAAUACUUCUGAACUUUCAUGACAUUUCUGCACUGUAGAUGUGACCUCAGAACUCGACCACAUCACAGGAGCUUUGAAGCUUCCAGCAGAGUGUGUGUGUGUGUGUGUGUGUGUGUGUAACAUCCCACUGAGACAUAAAAGCCUCCAAAAGCUGGACACCAACUCUUCUUCGCUGAAACAACAUUUGAGCUCUACACAACACACCAAAUGUACUCUUGAGAGUCUAAGUUCAUCCGUGAUGGACGUAUACUGCAGCAAUAAUGUUCUUCAGGCCAGGAAAGCCGUGGAGCAGCUCAGACUAGAGACAGAACUACAGAGAAUCAAGAUCUCCGCAGCAGCAGCGCAGCUGGUCCAGUACUGUCAGGAGCACCGGAGAGCGGAUCCGCUGCUGACCGGGAUCGCCGCGUCCUCCAACCCGUUCAGAGACAAGAAGACGUGCGUGCUGCUGUGAACAGCCCUGC
Cyprinus carpio (common carp) is the source of this 570-nucleotide messenger RNA. RefSeq names its product G protein subunit gamma 14 (gene gng14). Gene Ontology annotation, molecular function: G-protein beta-subunit binding. Gene Ontology annotation, biological process: G protein-coupled receptor signaling pathway. The record is from RefSeq and is a predicted model, not a curated record. NCBI's taxonomy places the organism in Eukaryota, Metazoa, Chordata, Actinopteri, Cypriniformes, Cyprinidae. Gene Ontology annotation, cellular component: heterotrimeric G-protein complex.